UCAAUCUGUUAAUUAUUCUCUUCUUAAACAGGACAAAGUGUUCAAACUCCUGAAGCAGCUGAGAUACAGGUGACACACUGUUGUAAAGAUGGUGUUUAUUAAAGAAGAGAGAGAAGACAUGAAGAUUGAAGAAACAUUCAGAGUCAAAUAUGAAGAUACUGAGGAACAAAUAAAGAUGGAGUUUAUUAAAGAGGAGAGUGAAGACAUGCAGACUGAAGAAAUGUUCAGAGUCAAACAUGAAGAUACUGAGGAACAAACAGACCUGAUGGUGCUGAAAGAGGAGAGUCAAGAACUAAAUGAAAUGAAAGCGAAAAAUCAAUAUAAGAAUCAACACGAUUUUACAACUGGAGAAAAAUCUUUUAAUUGCUCACAGACUGAAAUAACUCCCUCAAGAAAAAGGUAUCAUAAGACGGCAAGGAGUAGUUAUUGCACCUGCCAACAGUGUGGAAAGCGUUUCAGAAAAACAUGUAUUAAAACACACAUGAGAGUUCACACAGGAGAGAAGCCUUAUGCCUGCCAACAGUGUGGAAAGUGUUUUAGUCAAAAAGUAUCUCUUGAAAGCCACAUUAGAAUUCACACUGGAGAGAGGCCUUACGUAUGCCAACAGUGUGGAAAGAGUUUCACUCAUGCUGCAAACCUUGGAGGCCACAUGAGAGUUCACACUAGAGAGAAGCCUUACAAAAGCCAACAGUGUGGAAGAAGUUUCAACCGGAAAGGAAACCUUAACUCCCACAUGACAAUUCACACUGGAGAGAGUGUUUUUACCUGCCAACAUUGUGAAAGAAGUUUCACUCAAAAAGGAAGCUUUAACAGACACAUGAGAAUUUACAAUGUAAAGCAGCCUUGCAUAUGUGAUCAGUGUGGUAAGAGUUUUGAUCAACAUGAAACCCUUGAGGUCCAUUUGAGAACUCAUAGAGAGAAAUCCUACACAUGCCCUCAGUGUGGAAAGAGUCUCGGUCAAAAACAACAAUUUAAAGACCAUAUGAGAAUUCACUCUGGAGAGCAACCCUACACAUGCCCUCAGUGCGGAAAUAGUUUCAAUUAUAAACAACGCUUGGAAGAACACAUGAGAAUUCACACUGGAGAGAAGCCUUUCACCUGCCAACAAUGUGGGAAAUGUUUCAACCGAAAAGGAACCCUUAACAGGCACAUGAGAGUUCACACUGGAGAGAAGCCGUUUAUGUGUGGUCACUGCGGAAAGAGUUUCAGACAUAAAGCAGCACUUAAAUACCACAUGAGUUUUCACUUGUGAAAGAACUAUUUUUGUCAUCAGUGUGGAAUUGUGGAAAGUUUCACAGACAAGAAACAUGUAAUAACACCAGAGAGAAGCAAUCUUGAGGUUCAUAGAAGCAACCCAGAUAGAGCUAAAAAUAUCUGAGUGGUGGAUUUGGUUCUGGGUUUAAAAUGUGUUUUGGUUGAUCGGAUCACAAGUAGACAGUCUCCGUACUUCUCUUUUUACCACUUCUGUCCCCAUUUUUAGGGUCAUGUUUUU
Messenger RNA from Cyprinus carpio (common carp), 1492 nucleotides. RefSeq lists its product as uncharacterized. Gene Ontology annotation, biological process: regulation of transcription by RNA polymerase II. Gene Ontology annotation, molecular function: DNA-binding transcription factor activity; RNA polymerase II cis-regulatory region sequence-specific DNA binding. NCBI's taxonomy places the organism in Eukaryota, Metazoa, Chordata, Actinopteri, Cypriniformes, Cyprinidae. The record is from RefSeq and is a predicted model, not a curated record.